Messenger RNA from Sphaerodactylus townsendi, 1225 nucleotides. Its product is annotated as protein transport protein SEC31-like. Gene Ontology annotation, cellular component: axon; plasma membrane. The transcript has 2 exons. The record is from RefSeq and is a predicted model, not a curated record. Gene Ontology annotation, biological process: cell-cell adhesion; axon guidance. NCBI's taxonomy places the organism in Eukaryota, Metazoa, Chordata, Lepidosauria, Squamata, Sphaerodactylidae. The coding region runs from base 1 to 1161 and encodes 386 amino acids.
AUGGAAAUACCCCCCAAUACAAAUCACCUCACUUAUGGAAAUGCCCCGCCCACCCCCAGCAUAAACCACGCCCAGUUUAAACCACCUGAUGGAAAUACUUAUUACCUCCCCAGGACAAACCACGUCAACCAUGGAAAUACCCCCUGCCCCAGGCAAACCACCCCACUCUUGGAAAAUGUCCCCCAGUUAAAAAAAAACACCCUCUGGAGGAAAAUCAGCAUCUGGCGACCCGCCCUGCCCAGACCCGCGUGCGCGCAGAGGGCCGUUUCAGACGGACCCGCAACCCCGACGCGGGUCCGCUUGGGCGAGCGUGCGAACGCGGCCGGCCCCCUCCUCCAUUUCACCCCUUCCUGCGGGUGGGGGGUGGGUGGGUGCUGGGUGCUUUCCCUCGCGUCCGCUGGACCCCCUUCCCCGCCCGCCCCCGCUGCUCCUCGCCGGCUCGCAGCCCUCCCGCGCCAGCCGGCGGGGCGGGACCGCAGCGCCCCCUCCCCAACCGAGGGGGGCGUGUCCGGUGGGCGGGGCGUCGGGGGCGGGGCGUCGUCUUUUGUUCUGCCUCCGGCGGGGCCCCCGCGAGGCCAGGCGAGGCGGAGGAGGCAGGAGGCGGCGGCGUCGAGAUGCUCCUGCCGCUGCCCGCCCGGCCGGCCGACCCCGCUUGCCGGCGGCCCCCCACCGGCGCCCCCGCCCGGGGCUGAGCCGGCCCCCCCCCCCCGCCGCCCGGCCCGGAUGGCUCCCCUCGGCCGCCGCUGCCCGCCGGGGCUCGCUUGCCUGCUGCUGCCGCUGCUCCUCCUCGCCGACCUGAGCCAUUCCUCGGAGCUGGCGUUUACUGUCGAGCCCAGCGACCACAUUUCCGUUCAGGAACAGCCGCUGGUCCUGCCCUGCCAGGUGGAAGGGAUCCAGCCAAUCAGCAUCACGUGGCGGAAGAACGGGGCCAUGAUGGGGAACAGCGAGGACGCCUUCACCCUUGCCAAUGGCUCGCUCUACUUUCCCCUCUUCCAGAAACUCAGGGGCGAUGGGUCUUCCGACGAAGGGGAGUACGAAUGCACGGCGCGGAACCGCUUUGGGCUGGUGGUGAGCCGCAAGGCUCGGAUUCAGGCGGCCAGUAAGUCUCGUUCGUGUUCCUUGCAAAUCUCUUCGUUUGACUUUGGUGCCGAAAAAGCUUGAUGCUAGCAUUAAUAGAUGCGUAGUAGCUACCGUGUUUCCCCGAAAAUAAGACAGCGUCUUACAU